This is a messenger RNA of Halichondria panicea, 1069 nucleotides long. Its product is annotated as ketimine reductase mu-crystallin-like. The transcript is spliced from 7 exons. Bases 63 to 1040 code for a protein of 325 amino acids. Gene Ontology annotation, molecular function: hormone binding. Gene Ontology annotation, cellular component: cytoplasm. NCBI's taxonomy places the organism in Eukaryota, Metazoa, Porifera, Demospongiae, Suberitida, Halichondriidae. The record is from RefSeq and is a predicted model, not a curated record.
GUGAAUUGGUAAAGAUCGUUAACUAAUCAACUACAUUUUAGACAAACCUAGACGGAGAGAGAAUGUCUAGUCCUCCUCUGUACAUCUCUGGGCCUGAGGUGCGUGGGUUGGUGAGCAUGACAGAUCUGAUGGAGGCUAUGAGACCUGCCUUCCAAUGGUUCUCCACUGGGAGAGUAGUGCAACCUCUGAGGACAACAACACAAUUCCAAGUCAAUAAUCAAGAUCAAAAUGGACGUUUGCUGUCUAUGGUUGCCUACAGCUCUGAUGCAGAGAGUUUAGCUGUCAAGUUGCUCACAUACUUUCCUGAGAAUAUGAGCAUACACAAUAUUCAAAACCUUCAGGGCAUUGUAUUGCUGUUAGACUCCACCACUGGUUCCAUGCGAGCGAUGAUUGAUGGCGUUGUAGUGACAGAUAUAAGGACUGCUGCUGCAUCUGCUUGUGCUAUCAAGGUACUGACCUUGACUACUCCUCCCAAGACUCUGUGCAUAGUAGGUAGUGGAGUUCAGGCCCGGAGUCACUUGGAGGCCCUCACUGAGACCAUCUCCUACACCAGAGUCAUUCUCUGGGGGAGAAACAGAUCACAUGCUGAGCAGUGUGUGAGGGAGGUGGGAGUUGAGGGGGUGGAGGUGUGUGACUCACUGGAGGAGGCCGUCAGAGAUGCUGAUGUCAUAGUAACAGUUACCAUGCCAAAAGAACCUGUCUUGUACGGGAAAUGGUGUAAACCUGGAGCAGUCAUUUGCAGUGUUGGAGCCAGCCGACCAGAUCGUAGAGAGCUGGAUGAUGAACUGAUGCACAACUCUGUUGUGAUUGUGGAUACGAGAGAGGGGGCCCUCAAGGAGUCAGGAGACAUCAUCAUCCCUCAGGCUGAGAUCUAUGCUGAGCUGGGUGAGAUCAUCGCAGGAACAAAGACACUACCAACAGUACCAGGGUGUGGCAAAAAGUUCAUUGUCUUCAAGAGCGUAGGAAUGGCUGUGGAGGAUGUGGUCAGUGCCAAACUGAUAUAUGACAAGUACAUACAGAAAAGAGACAAUAAACAAUAACUUUUGUUUGUGUGUGUGUGCAAUUAAUA